AUGGAUGAUGUACAAUGUUUUUGUGAAUUAAUUCCAAAAAUAGAACUUCAUGCACAUUUAAAUGGAUGUAUUCGUUCAUCAACAUUUCGUCAAUUACUUUCAUCACCUACGGAUCAAACGCGUCUUGACACACUUGAUAAGGAAUUUUCUGUUGGUGAUACACAUGCAAGAAUGGCAAAUGUUUUUGAAAAAUUUUCUUUACUUCGUUCAUGUGUUACGAAUUUAGAUGAUAUUCGUCGUAUAGCACGUGAAACAUUAGAAGAUUUUAUUAGUGAUAAUGUUAUAUAUGCUGAACUUCGUACACGUCCACGUUCAUUUCAUAAUGGAAAAAUUCCAUCAUCAAGUUAUAUUGAAGCUAUUCUUGACAUAAUGAAAAAAUAUGAAGAAAAAAUUUGUUCACGUUUAAUAUUAAGUAUUGAUAGAACACAAACAUUAGAACAAGCUAUGGAAACAUUAAAAUUAGCUGAAAACUAUCGUACACAUAUUGUUGGUCUUGAUUUUUCAGGUGAUCCAAAUAUAAAAUCAUUUGAACGUUUUCGUCCAGUAUUUGAUUUAGCAAAACAAAUCAAUUUAUCAACAACAAUACAUAUUGGUGAAUUACCUGAUAAGGAAUGUAUAAAUGAAAAUAAUCUAAUUAUUGAUUAUAAACCGACACGUCUUGGUCAUUUUAAUUUUCGUACAAAUGAUCAAGAACAACGUGUUUUAAAAGAACAAAUUCCACUUGAAUUAUGUCCAACAUCAAAUUUAUUAACAAUGAAUUUAUUAGAUUUAACUGAACAUCAUUUUGAUUUAUUUUAUAAAAAUAAACAUCCAUUAGCAAUAUGUACAGAUGAUAGUGGUCUAAUGAAUUGUAAUUUAUCAUCAGAAUUAUUUCAAGUAGUACAAACAUUUCAUUUAACAAAAAAAGAACUAUAUGAAUUUAUUUUUCAAACAUCUAACCUUAUUUUUGAUAAAAAUAUGAUUGAAUUUUGUCAAAAAAAGUUAAACAUUUUUUCUCAACAGUCAAAUUUAUUUUAG
Messenger RNA from Rotaria sordida, 1017 nucleotides. The record is from the annotation of a GenBank genome assembly. NCBI's taxonomy places the organism in Eukaryota, Metazoa, Rotifera, Eurotatoria, Philodinida, Philodinidae.